Messenger RNA from Serpula lacrymans var. lacrymans S7.9, 771 nucleotides. RefSeq lists its product as uncharacterized. NCBI's taxonomy places the organism in Eukaryota, Fungi, Basidiomycota, Agaricomycetes, Boletales, Serpulaceae. The record is from RefSeq and is a predicted model, not a curated record. The coding region runs from base 1 to 771 and encodes 256 amino acids. The transcript has 9 exons.
AUGGAAGUUGCUAGUGAUGAUAAUGACAACAUACUCAAUCUGGUCAUUGGUGCAAUCUCACUUAACAUCAAGAGAAGCCUGUGUUGGUUCACAGAAAAUUGGAUACACAUAGACCCACAUGCAUUACCUAAGAAGGACAAUAAGGCCACUGAUAGUAGUGUUACACCACACAAUAGUCAAUUACAAAGCUCUAAGUGGACCAGAGAUGGCUUACUGGAGCAUAUCAUUAAACUUGUAACCCAGGGAAAUCUUCCUUUCACCAUGAUUGAAAAAGAAGCCUUCUAUGCUGUUCUCAAAUUUCAACUUGAAAGGCCACAGACUAAAGACUCUGUUGUACCUGAUUGCACCACUCUUUGUGAGGCUAUCCUUUCAAAAACAUUGAAGGUUAAAGGGAAACUUUGGGUUAUGUUUAAAGAAAUUCCUGGACAGAUGUCAAUUACCUUUAAUGCUUGGACAUUAAAAGCAUUUGACCCAUAUUUAGCUAUAACCCAAAUAGUUUGGAAUGAAUUGCUCAUCAGUGUAGAGCCAGAUCAAUAUUGUAAGGUCAAAGUUUCAGAAGAUAAAGACUUGGAGGAUGUAGAUAUUGAAGAUUGGCUUAAUGAGUGGGGUCCUACUCUUGGAGAUGAUUAUCUUGUUGAGGAUGAGGAUUAUGAUGCAGGGGAUCUCUUUGAAAAGGUCAGAGCAUCACCACAGGUAAAGUCAUACUUUGUUAAAGUGUGCAAAGAGGAGAAUAUUGCUCCAUUGGAGUUAGUUAAGUGGGUUAGAACUUAA